AUGACUGCUGAAAUCAAGGUGGUCAAUCUGCGAACUCAGAAGCGCCUUGCCGCGUCGGUCAUCGGCUGCGGUGAGCGCAAGAUCUGGCUCGACCCCAACGAGGUCAACGAGAUCUCCAACGCCAACUCUCGCCAGACCAUCCGCAAGCUCGUCGCCGAUGGCCUCAUCAUCCGCAAGCCCGUGACCAUGCACUCGCGGUCCCGUGCCCGUGAGCUGAACUUGGCUCGCCGCAUCGGUCGCCACCGUGGCUUCGGUAAGCGCAAGGGUACCGCUGAGGCCCGUAUGCCUAGGUUCGUCGACACCAUUCCCAUCGAUCGCCAAGUCCUCUGGAUGCGCCGCCUCCGUGUCCUUCGCCGUCUUCUGGUGAAGUACCGUGCCUCCGGCAAGAUCGACAAGCACCUUUACCACGAGCUUUACCACUCCAGCAAGGGUAACGCCUUCAAGCACAAGCGUGCUCUCGUUGAGCACAUUCACCGUGCCAAGGCCGAGAAGGCCCGCGAGAAGGCUCUCAAGGACGAGAUGGACGCCAAGCGCGCGAAGACCAAGGCUGCCCGCGAGCGCAAGCAGGAGAGACAGACGGCGAAGAGAAACGCUCUGUUGGGCGAGGGCGAGGAGGAGGCCAAAUAG
Messenger RNA from Colletotrichum fioriniae, 627 nucleotides. NCBI's taxonomy places the organism in Eukaryota, Fungi, Ascomycota, Sordariomycetes, Glomerellales, Glomerellaceae. The record is from RefSeq and is a predicted model, not a curated record.